AAUGAUGUGUUCUAGCAAUUUUCCUGUGUCGUAUCAUCAAAGCGACGGAUUGGUGGGGGUGGCGCCUUCGGCCAUUGGCACGUACACCUCCUAAAAACGACAACUCGUUUCCACGGCUUGGUAUUUUAGCAGGCAAAACGCAAGGACCUGGGCGAGUGGCGAAAUGGCAGUUCCAGCAGAGAGGAACCACAACCAUUUCUCAGUUUUGAUCGUACUCUUUCUUUUCCUCGUCCACAAUGCUCUCUGCAUUAGGUUCCCGGAUCGGAUCGCCCAACCCGCCCUCGACCCGCUCGACCAACACCGCCUGCGGGUCGCCGUCUUCGCCCUCGGAAGCUUCUGGAGAUCCGAAGCGGUGUUCGGUUGUUUACCGGGCGUUGUUCGCACCACCGUCGGCUACGCCGGCGGAUCCAAGUCCAACCCCGAAUACCGAAGCCUCGGUGACCACGCCGAGUCCGUUAAGGUUGAGUAUGAUCCGCAGCUGAUUAGCUUUAGGGAACUCCUGGAUGUCUUUUGGUCAAGUCACGAUCCUAGGCAAGUGUAUGGCCAAGGUCCUGAUGUGGGUAGUCAGUACAGAUCUAUUAUUUUUGUUAAUGGAACCGAAGAAUCAAGAAUGGCUGCUGUCAGCAAAGAACAGGAACAAACCCUGUCAAGAAGCAGCAUUGUGACUACACAAAUUCUGCAACUUGGAACAUUUUACCCUGCAGAGCCAGAGCACCAGAAAUUUGAACUCAAGCAAAAUACCAUCCUUCUUCAGUUAAUUGGGAACCUUCCGGCAGAGGAGCUUGAGAGGUCUAGCCUGGCAACGAAAUUGAAUGGAUAUGUUGCAGAGCUUUGCCCUCCAAAUAUCCAAAAGCAAAUUGAUGCCAAGAUCAACAAUAUUAUUAAAAAGGGUUGGCCAAUUUUGAGAGAUUUGUAGUUGGCCUCGUGGGAAGUUACUCAGAUUGUCAACUUGUCAUUUUUCAACUAACCUGCUUCGUUUCAGUACCUAUAGGUUUUAUUCAAUAGCUUGUAUCAGUUGCAGGGCUUGAUUUAACGAUUGUGUUGUAAUUAUUAUACUUGUAAAGUCUUGAGUCUCCCUGUCAUCCUUCAAAAAAGAAACCCUUUGAUUUUUUUUAUUUAUUUUUUGUUUUCAUUCAUUUACCUUUUUUAUUUAUGAGGACAACAGAGAACCUUUAUUAUUAUUUUAUUACUAUUAUUCAAAAGAGGGACAAAGAAACUAGUAAUUCCAACUUGCUAUUCGUCAAA
Molecule: messenger RNA, 1245 nt
Organism: Glycine soja
Lineage: Eukaryota; Viridiplantae; Streptophyta; Magnoliopsida; Fabales; Fabaceae
Product: peptide methionine sulfoxide reductase A5-like
Exons: 4
Coding region: 164-916 (250 amino acids)
Biological process (GO): cellular response to oxidative stress
Cellular component (GO): cytoplasm
Molecular function (GO): peptide-methionine (S)-S-oxide reductase activity
Source: RefSeq, a predicted model, not a curated record